CAAUUAUCUUCGAACUAACGAACCCGCCUACACCAUCACACAUCAAUAACCGAAAACCGGGACCAAUAACCCAAAACCAUUUCAUUGCGAUCCUUUUACAUACUUUACACCCUUGAAUAACGAGGUCAAACUAAUUUGGGGGUAGCGAGUCAACCCCGCACGCGAUUUCACACCAUCAAACUACUGGGGUAUACUAAAUACCGAAAUCGUAGCAACGGAGCGGCACUUUGUUCUAACGCCACUGGCUGGAUACACAGAACUUGCCGCGUCUCCGCCGAGUGAACGCGUCCGUGAAAAAUAAAAAAUAAACUUUUAAAUUUGGAACUGUCAGUUUUGGCGCGCUUGUUUUGAAUUCGGUUGUGUGUUGUUUUCCAAUAUGGAGGGCUGCGGCAGUAGAUGUAUAAAGUAUUUGCUGAUCGUCUUCAAUGGAUUGUUUAUGAUCUUCGGCAUCGUCAUAAUAGCGACAGCAUGCGUGGACAUGGGGAUGAUCCAGGGCUUCGCCGACAUGCAAACUGGACACGAGACGGACGCCGUACUUAUAGCGGUUGGCGUUCUUAUCAUCAUAGUGGCUGCGUUUGGGUGCUUCGGCGCGUGGAAAGAAAGCCCUAAGCUGUUGUAUAUCUUCGUCGGUUUGCUGAUCAUCAUCAUCCUCCUGGAGCUGUCCGUGGGCAUCGCGGCGGCGGCGCUGCGCCCCCAGAUCGAGGAGUCCAUGAAGGCCAACCUGAGGAAGUCCUUCAUCAACAACAAGUCGCUGCGCGAGGAGGAUAACGAUUACCGCGCUUUCUGGGACCGCAUUCAGUCUAACCUCCAAUGCUGCGGCAUCACCGGCCCCAACGACUACCGCGCCAACGACCGCGGCCAGGCCGCCAUCAAUCCCACCUACAGCUGCUGUCCCCCCGACUACUCCGACAAGUCCGCCGAGAUCAAGCGCUCCGAGUGCCUCAACGCGGGAUCAUAUUACGAGCAGGGGUGUGAGGACAAGGUUCUCAGUGCGAUCCAUAGUGCGGGAAUGAGUGUUAUCGUCUGCGGGUUACUCUUCUGCUUUUUGGAGGUUGCUGGUAUCGUCCUCGCCCUUUGGUUGGCGCACGCUAUUAAAACUCAAGGGAAGAGCCGAGACACUGCUUAAGUAUUUAUUUGAAUUGUAUUGGAAGAGAAACUUGGUAUUUUAACCACCGGAGUUGGUCUUGGCUGAAUCUUAAUUCGUUUUUGGCAAUUGUUUACUGGCUGAAAAAUUUCUCCAAUUUUAGUAACUAUCCAUUAAACACUGUAUUCUAGCUCUCUUGAAAUCUCUCUAAUAUGUUGUCUCAAUUAUAUUUAAGCUACGAGUGUAACUAUUUUUCAUUGGAUAGUUUAGUUAGACAUAGUAUUUAAUAACGAGUACUUUGUUUUAAUAUUUAUAGAUUACCUAUUUAAUAGAAAAAAAUAAUUGUC
Molecule: messenger RNA, 1431 nt
Organism: Cydia splendana
Lineage: Eukaryota; Metazoa; Arthropoda; Insecta; Lepidoptera; Tortricidae
Product: 23 kDa integral membrane protein-like
Exons: 5
Coding region: 377-1126 (249 amino acids)
Cellular component (GO): plasma membrane
Source: RefSeq, a predicted model, not a curated record